GCAGAAGUCAGUGAUGAGAAACGGCACAGUAACAUCAUUCAUUCUGCUGGGACUGACUGAUGACCCUCAGCUGCAGGUUCUGAUUUUUAUCUUUCUCUUUCUCACCUACAGGUUGAGUGUAACUGGGAACCUGACCAUCAUCACCUUCACCUUUGUGGAUUCCCACCUGAAAACACCUAUAUACUUUUUCUUAAAAAAUUUUUCCUUCUUAGAGAUCUCAUUCACCUCUGCUUGUAUUCCUAGAUACUUGUAUAACAUAGCAACAGGUAACAAGGUCAUUACCUAUAAUGCCUGUAUGAGCCAAGUGUUUUUUACCGACAUUUGUGGAACAACAGAAUUUUUCCUCCUGGCCGCCAUGUCCUAUGAUCGCUAUGUGGCCAUCUGCAAACCCUUGCAUUACAUGACCAUUGUGAGCAGCAGAGUCUGCGGGAUUCUCAUUACCUGUUGUUGGAUGGCUGGUUUCUGUGUAAUAUUCCCACUAAUAUGCCUUUGUUUAAAUCUGGAGUUUUGUAAUUCUAAUGUGCUUGACCAUUUUGCCUGUGAUGCAUUUCCCCUUGUGAAAAUCUCAUGCUCAAACACAUGGAUUAUAGAACAGACUGUUAUCAUCUCUGCUGUGCUGACCCUAAAUAUGACUCUUACUUGUGUAGUUCUGUCAUAUGGUAGCAUAAUCAGGACAAUAUUUAGAUUCCCCACAGUACAACAAAGGAAAAAGGCCUUUUCAACUUGUUCUUCCCACAUGAUUGUGGUUUCCAUCACCUAUGGCACAUGCAUUUUCAUCUGUAUGAAUCCAACAGCGAAGGAAGAAGUGACCAUUAAUAAAUUGGUUUCACUGCUUAUUUCUUCUGUUUCCCCAGCUUUGAACCCAUUUAUUUAUACCCUGAGGAAUAAUCAAGUUAAGAAAGCUUUCAAGGGCUCAUUUGAAAGGCUUGCAUUGUUCUCAACUAAGUAA
Messenger RNA from Loxodonta africana (African savanna elephant), 949 nucleotides. RefSeq names its product olfactory receptor 6C2-like. The transcript has a single exon. Lineage: Eukaryota; Metazoa; Chordata; Mammalia; Proboscidea; Elephantidae. Gene Ontology annotation, biological process: G protein-coupled receptor signaling pathway. The coding region runs from base 14 to 949 and encodes 311 amino acids. Gene Ontology annotation, molecular function: G protein-coupled receptor activity; olfactory receptor activity. The record is from RefSeq and is a predicted model, not a curated record. Gene Ontology annotation, cellular component: membrane.